AUGUUGAAAGAUUUACACAGCGUUGGGAUGCUAAUGUGCUCCGUCGCCUUGGCGGGGACAGCCUCCGACGCCUCGCUGAGUUCGCUGCUGGCGGCGCGGCUGCGGCAGAGAGUGCCGCUGGCCAUGCUGCUGGCGCGCUGGGUGGCGGUGAGUCGGCCGGACCUGGCCCUUGCCGCCCCCCGCCUGGUCGCCAUGUUGCGGGAGGAAGCUGGCAGCCGUCCUUCCUCCCGCGCGCGGGUGAGCGCUGAGGAGCUGCACGAACAGCUGGCGGCGGCCUUUGGCAGAGACUGGCCGGAGGCCCUGCUGCUGGACUUGCUGCCCAAAGGCGCUGACCCGGUCUUCGAGAUUUUUCGCGCCGUCUUGCGGGAAGAUGAGCUGGUCAAGCUCCAGGAGAGAUCGCGGGAGGCAUCAACCAGGAAACCGAAUGGCAAACUGGCCAAGGUGGCUGAGGCUGCUGGGGCGCGGAGCGCGGCUGUUUGGGCGCGGCAUCCGGGCAUGGAACUCUGCGCAGAGGCGGACCUGCUGCUCGCCAGCAUGGGUCUCCGCCUGCUGGCGCGCUUGGGGCUGGUGUCGACCGGCGCGGAAGAAACCUUCCAGAGCUUCGCGGACUUCGCGCGGGGCCAGCUGGACCUCCGCACCGAGGCCUGGUUCCGACAGCAGCUCCGAGCGGCCUUGGGCCCGCCCGCGCCUUGCAUCUCGGUGCCGCGGAGCAUUGGCCGCGCGAGCGCGGAGGUGGCCUUGGUCACCUGGGAGGACGGAAUCUGCCUCUCCGAGGUGUGCCGGCGUCCCUUUGGAGCCUACGUCGAGGAUUCGGAGAUCGCCGCCCGGCGAAAUGCCGCGCGGAAGCUGGCUCGCACCUUUUGGGAACUGCUCUUCCAGCGUAGCCUCGUGCUGGGUGGACUCUGUACAGGCAAUGUCCUGCUUCGCACGGCCAUGGAGGAUGAGGAUCAAUUGGAGGUGGUGCUGCUGCGGUGCGGCUUGUGCCACCAGGUGGACGCGGACACGCAGCAGGACCUGCUGGACCUUGCCAGAGCGCUGCGAGAACCCUCGCCCGCGCCGGAGAUCGGACGUUUGAUUCUGACCCGAGUGCACUUGCGUGCUGGCGGCUGCGAGGACGAGGUCCGGGAGUUCGACGGCUUCGUGCAGGGCAUCGAAGGUUUUCUAGGCGGAAAGCAUCCGGGCCAGAUGCGCGGCGCGCUGUUGCUGCACCGGUUUCUGGACUGCCUCCGGCGGCACCGGCUACGCAUCAGCCCCGCCCAGCUUCGUGUGGCCACGUCCCUGGCUGCGGCCCAUACGGUCUGCUCUUCCAUGGACCCCUUCAGCAACGGGGGCUUGCUGGAGGCGCUCAAUGAGGUGGCCAAGCUCCGGGAGGGCCAGUGCCUUCGUCGAGGCGACAUCCGGAAUACCGUGGAUGCGUCAGCGGAUGAGCUGGUCAGGGGAGUCGAAGCACAAGUGUCGCAAGAGGAGAUGAGUGACAUGGCGGUGCCGAAGACUCCGCCAAAAGCCGCAUCGGCUGAACAUGGGCACGCUGCGAGGAGUUUCCGCCAAUCCGUGGAGGACAACCUGGCCUCUGCCCGGGCGCUUUUCCAGACCGGCAAAACCACGGCCAGGGAGGCCCCGCAGCCUUGGCCUCGACGAAUGGUCCCACCCAAGGCGAGCUUGGCGCAGCAGGCGGCGCAGAAGGUGCAGGCGCAGGCGAUUCCAAAGAAGGAAGAGCUGGUGCCACGCAUCAAGAAGCUACAGCGCGACGAUAAAGCUGCGGCAGCCAAGUGGGCUGCCUACUGCGACGUCAUGCGCACCGGUCUCCAUGAUCCUGCGAGACACACAGCCCGAACGCUGCAUGCGUUUCUAGAGGCCUAUGAGAGGGGCGAAGUGCCAAAGCUGAUCUACAGCCCGGUGGUGCGGCUGCGCGGCGUGCCAUUCCAAAGCGAACUGAACGACGUGGUGGUCUUCCUGCGAGACUACGGCGUGGCACACAACCAGAUCACUAUCGGGUUCAACGCUGAAGGGAAGAAGACGGGCGAGGCCUUCGUGACGUUGCCGUCGGUUGAGAUGGCGGAACGGGUGCUGCAGGAGAAGCAGAACAAGCUGAUCGACGACCGGUACAUCGAGGUGUUUCGGUCGUCCGAGGAGAACCGCGCUGAAGCGCAGGCACUGGCGGCCAAGAGCGGUUCCCACCCCGCGCAGGGGACGGGCCUCACGCCGCACCCCCCGAAGAGCCCCCCGGUGGGCCUUCCGAAACCUGGCGGACCGCUGCAGCAAUGGCCCCGGUCCACGCCGCACACGGUGCCCCACGCGUCGUCGGCGUCGGCUCCGGCGGUGCCUCCGGCAGCUCCGGCGGUGCCUCCGGCGGCUCCGGCGGUGCCUCCGGCGGUGGUGCCGCCGAAGGUGAACCCUCCGCCGCCGCCGCAGGCCCCGAAGACGGUUCCCCCAAAGGCGGCCCCAAAGCCGGUGCCUUUGCCUAACCCGCAGCCAGCGCCCAAGCCGGCCCCCAAGCUGCAGCCCGCGCCAAAGUCUGCGCAACCCAAAGAGAAGCUGCAGCCCAAAGCCCAGCCCCCGAAACCAAAGCCCCAGCCCCCCAGCCAGCCGCCCCCGGCGGUGAAAGCGCAGCCGAAGCCCGCGGCACCGAAGCCGCAGCCGGCGGCGCCAAAGCUGAAGCCGCAGCCGCCUGCGCAGCCCCCGAAGCAGCCCCCGGCUCCGAAGCCGCAGCCAGCGCAGCCAAAGCCAAAGCUGCCGCUGCCGCCAGCAGCUAAGGCGCGGCCUGCGCCGGCAAAGGUGGCUCCCAAAGCCUCCGAGCGCGAGCGCAGUCGCAGCCCGAGGACGAGGCCUGCUGAGGCCAGCAAUGCUGCGAAGGCGGCGGCGUCAGCGGAUCCGGCAGCAUCAUCCCCAGCGGAGGGGUCUGGCGAGGGCGCUGUCAAGAAGGAGCAAGAGGCUGAGCUGGACGGCCUGGACCGGUGGCUGCGAAGCCUCGACGGCCCCGGCGUGAUGCUGAAGUACUCGGCAGCCUUGCACAGGGAGUUCAGCGACCUUUCGGAAUUGUCCGCCGUGGUGGUGGACCCCAGCGCCAAGGGCCUGAAGCUCGUGGAGCCCAGCGUCUGGGAGGCCUUGGGCAUCGAGACGCUGGGCCACAAGCUCUACUUCUGCAAUGGCCUGAAGAAGCUCACGUAGUCGUGAUUCCUGAUGUGGGGCUGGGCGUGCAAAAUCGCGAGAUCGAGUCAAC
Molecule: messenger RNA, 3220 nt
Organism: Effrenium voratum
Lineage: Eukaryota; Dinophyceae; Suessiales; Symbiodiniaceae
Source: the annotation of a GenBank genome assembly